Chanos chanos (milkfish) is the source of this 5791-nucleotide messenger RNA. It is a transcript of the gene nup98, whose product is annotated as nucleoporin 98 and 96 precursor. Lineage: Eukaryota; Metazoa; Chordata; Actinopteri; Gonorynchiformes; Chanidae. Gene Ontology annotation, biological process: protein import into nucleus; telomere tethering at nuclear periphery; post-transcriptional tethering of RNA polymerase II gene DNA at nuclear periphery. Gene Ontology annotation, molecular function: RNA binding; structural constituent of nuclear pore. The record is from RefSeq and is a predicted model, not a curated record. Gene Ontology annotation, cellular component: nuclear pore cytoplasmic filaments; nuclear pore.
CGCAACAUAUUUUCCCUCCACCUGAGAUGAACCUCAGCACUUAGUGCUGGAAAUCAGCGGUGACUUCGAAGUUUUAAAUUUCAGCUGGCUAUAACAAAGUGUCUUCUCGCGUGGACGUUUCCAAACCGCGAUUCCGUUCAUACUGAGCGGCAACCAUCGCAUAAUUCACGACAUAUGCAGUCCCUGUAGCUGUAAAAGAUGUUCAACAAAUCGUUUGGAGUCUUUGGAGGAGGCACAGGCGGUUUUGGGACCUCCUCUACGUUUGGACAACAGAAUGCAGGCUUUGGAGCAGCAGGUGGCUUUGGUUCUUCAACGUUUGGAACCGCAAACAACACAGGAGGACUCUUUGGGGCCACACAGAAUAAACCUGGUGGCUUGUUUGGAUCAAGCACCUUCAAUCAGCCCGUUACCUCUGCGACCAGUAGCGGUUUUGGGUUUGGUGGUGCCACUGGCACCUCGAACAGUUUGUUUGGAAGUACCAACACCGGAGGGGGAGGUCUCUUCUCGCAGCAGAACAAUGCCUUUGGAGCCAAUAAACCCACCUCGUUUGGCACUUUUGGCACCAGCACAAGCAGUGGCGGGCUUUUCGGCACGACCAACACCAGCUCCAACCCGUUCGGAGGCGCUUCAGGCUCUCUGUUCGGGUCAUCGGGUUUCGGCACGCCGCAGCCCACCGGCACCACCAUUAAAUUCAAUCCUCCUUCAGGAAGUGACACCAUGGUAAAAGCUGGUGUUACGACCAGUAUCAACACCAAACACCAGUGUAUUACCGCUAUGAAGGAGUACGAGAACAAAUCCUUAGAGGAACUGAGGUUGGAGGACUACCAGGCGGGGAGAAAGGGCCCGUCCAACCCCAUGGCGGCAAACACCGGGAGUCUGUUUGGGUCGGCGGCUGCGGCCACCCCCAGCACGGCCACGGGCCUCUUCGGGUCCUCCGCCUCCAACACCGGCUUCAGCUUUGGUCAGAACAAGACUUCGUUUGGCAAUACCGGUUUCGGCGCGGGGACCGGCGGCCUGUUCGGUCAGGCGCAGCCGCAGGCCACGAGCCUCUUCAAGCCCUUCGGCCAAACCACCACCGCCCAAAACACCGGCUUCUCCUUCGGCAACACCAACACCAUGGGUCAGGCCAACACCAGCAGCAUGGGCCUCUUUGGUAGCACGGCGGCGUCCCAGGCGGGGGGGCUCUUUGGGAGCACGGCAAACACCAGCACGGCCACGGGGUUCGGGACCGGCACGGGCCUUUUCGGCCAGCCCAACACCGGCUUCGGCAACGUUGGCACGCCGAAUUUGUUUGGGAAUAAGCCCGCGGGCUUUGGCACCACCACCACGAGCGCCCCGUCGUUUGGAACGGGCACGGGGCUGUUUGGAAACAAACCGACGCUCACCCUGGGCACGAACACGAACACCUCCAACUUCGGAUUCGGUGCCAACACUGCAGGUGGAGGUCUGUUUGGAAACAAAACCACCACAGGUGGCCUGGGAACAGGUCUGGGAACAGGCUUCGGAACAGCUGUCGGCACAGGUCAGACGUCUCUGUUUGGAAACAACCAGAAUAAACUGGGCUCCACCCUGGGCACGGUGGGGACUUUUGGAGCUCCUGGGUUUAACACCGGAACCAGUACCCUGGGCUUUGGAGCACCUCAGCAACCUGUCGCGCUGACAGACCCCAACGCGGCCGCGGCCCAGCAGGCGGCACUGCAUCAGCAGCUCAGCGCUCUGGCCUAUUCGCCGUUUGGAGACUCUCCACUCUUCAGAAACCCGCUCUCCGACCCCAAGAAGAAGGAGGAGCGACUGAAGCCGACCAAUCCUGCCGCCCAGAAGGCUCUCACCACCCCCGCUCAUUACAAGCUGACCCCUCGGCCGGCGACGCGCGUGCGCCCCAAAGCCCUCACCUCCUCCAGCUCCUCCAAGUCACAGCUGUUUGACGGCCUGGACGACGAUGAGCCCUCUCUGACCAACGGAGCCUUCAUGCCGAGGAAGAGCAUAAAGAAGCUGAUGCUGAAGAACCUGAACAGCAGUAGUCUGUAUAACAGCCCUGUAAACAGAGACACAGACGACCUGGCCUCUCUCUCAGAGUACCCACAGAACGGCCUCAGCCGUAAUGCAGAGGAGGAGGGCGGGGAGACCGAGGAGAGAGGAGGCGCGGAGGAGGAUCUGGAGGUGACUAAGUUUUACACCAACCCGAUCGCCAAACCCGUCCCACACAAUCAGCCCAGCCCCUCCCUGCAGGACACCAUCUCCGAGUUCAACGUGCGUCGGGCGGGCAGCGGCCGCGCCGCCCUGGAGCUCAGCAGCGAGGAGAUAUCGCUGGGAGACGAGUCCGCGCAAGAGGAGAGGGACGAGGAGCAGGAGGUGCAGAAACCUCCUCAUCCUGCCGGGAUUGUGCUCAACCGCGUGGGGUACUACACCAUCCCCUCCAUGGAGGAACUGGGGAAGAUGACGAGUGAGGACGGGGAAUGCGUCGUGGAGAACUUCACCGUCGGAAGGAAAGGUUACGGGUCGGUGUUUUUCCCUGGUGAGCUGAACUUGACCAACAUGAACUUGGACGAAAUCGUGCACUUCAGGAGGAAGGAGGUCAUCAUCUACCCCGAUGACAAGGCCAAGCCUCCAGAGGGGGAGGGGCUUAAUAGACGAGCGGAGGUGACCCUGGACGGAGUUUGGCCGAACGACAAAACAACCUGCACGCAGAUCAAGAGCCCCGAGCGUCUGCUGGAGAUGAACUACGAGGGCCGGCUGGAGCGCGCCUCCCGCAAACAGGGCACCCGCUUCCUCGAUUAUCGGCCCGAGACAGGAUCCUGGGUGUUUGAGGUGGCUCACUUCUCCAAGUACGGGCUUCAGGACUCUGACGAGGAGGAGGAAGUCGCCCCAGCCAAGACCGACCUGAAGAAGCUGAAAACAGCCGUCGCCCCAGGCCUCCAGCAGCCCCUGCCUCCCAGCCAGCAGGUGGCGCCACAGGCUCAGAGCACAGCGGUCCUGGAGUUGCUGAGUCGUGUAGCGGACAUGGACAGCGAUGCUGACAUGACUCAGGAGGUGCUGGUGGAGAGUGUGAUGGGAGAAGAGGAAGGAGAGAGGGCCGUGGAGGAGGAGAGAGGCCCUGGAACACAGACGCCCACAGAACAACCACCACUGUCUGCAUCCGGUCACAUCGCUGCCUCGCUGGGCAUCAACCCACACACACUACAGAUCAUGAAGGCGUCUCUGUUUGCCGAGGACGACGACUGUGACCCCUUUCAGGACCAAGUCCCAGUGCGGCCCCCUCAGGACACUGCCUCUCCAAGGGUCUUACUGCCUGGGUCUCAGGGCAGGCUGUCUGUCGGAGCGCUGCUCCAGGCCAAGUUCACUGGAGGAGGAGGACUGUUUACUCACCUCCCAGACCUCCCGUUUGGUGGAGUCCCUCAGAAACUCGCCAAGCCCGCGGUGUCGGAGUCUCCCUGGCCGUCGCUCGGCCCCUCCUUCCUCCUGCCGUCCGCUGCUCCCGAGACCUCCCUGCGUACGGUGGGGGCCCGGCGACUAGGAGGCCCGGUUCCAAUCCAGAGCUCCGUGACCCUUAACAAGGGUCGUCUGCUCAUGGACGCUGCUCUGUUCACGGGCCGCUCGUUCCGCGUGGGCUGGGGGCCCAACUGGACGCUCGUUCACUGUGGGGAGCAGCUGGGAGGGGGGAAAAAGAGGGUGAAGGAGCUGCCUGGGGAUGGCAUGGGCUUCGGCUUCCUCCCCAAACCCACCAAAACCAAACAGAUCACGGAAAGCCCUUAUAAAGUGCACGUGGAGCAGGUGGCGGGGCUGGAAACCAAGGCGAGCGCGGAGAAACUGGCUGUGUUUCACGGCCCUCUGGAGAUCAGCCUAAAGCACAGCACCGUCAGCACCGCCGAGUCCUGCCCCUUCCUCCAGCCGCAGCGGGGCGUGGACGCCCUGCACGAGUACGCCGAAUGGAUCACUGCGUUCAGUAAAGAGGGGGGAGCGGGGGACGGCGUGUUGGAUCACUGGCAGCAGGUUUGGACUUUAUGUGAAGCUCUCUGGGGUCGUCUCGGCGACCAGGAGGCGGAGCCUGAUCACCAGGACGACUACCAGCUGCAGCUUGAGCGGCGACGGCGGUUCUCCCAUUGGCUGUCGGAGAGCGCAGCCGUGCGCAUUCAGGAGGAAGUGCAGCAAUCCGGACACCUGGAGGCCAUUUUCAGUUACCUGACGGGAGACCGCAUCGGCGACGCCUGCAGACUCGCCCAGAAGAGCGGAGACCACCGUCUGUCCCUGCUCCUGUCUCAGGCGACGGGUUCCCAUCCCAGUCGGGAGCUGUUGGGAAUGCAGUUGGCAGACUGGAACGGAAUGAUGACUGACUCCUUCAUACAGGAGGAGAGACUCCGUAUCAUCACCUUGCUGGCAGGAAAACCGGUGUGGCAGUCGACAGACUGCUGUAUAAACGUGUGCUCUGAGCUGGACUGGAAGCGCUGUGUGGCUGUGCACCUGUGGUACAUGCUCCCACCCACAGCCUCCAUCGCAGACGCACUCAUCAAAUACGAGGCCGCCUUCCAGGGGUCAGGAGAAGGUCAGAAGUAUGCCUGCGCUCCUCUUCCUCCGUACGUGGACGACACUCCGCUGAGCCUUGAAGAAGAGAUGGAGGAGGCGGAGCCUAACAAGCAGCUCUACGACAUCUGUUUCCACCUCCUCAAACUCUACAGUGACAGGCACUACAGUCUGCAGCAGCUGCUGGACCCGAGCGCCGUCACGGCCGAGGUCCUGGAUUACAGGCUGAGCUGGCACCUCUGGAACGUUCUGCAGGCGCUGAACUACGACCACCUGUCGCCCGCGCGGCAGGGCCGGCUGCACACCAGCUACGCCGCCCAGCUCGAGAGCGCCGGUCUCUGGGAAAUGGCCGUCUUCGUGCUCCUGCACAUCCCUGACGCCGCGCAUCGGGAGCGCGCGGUCAGAGAGGUGCUAAACCUUCACUGCUCCUUGGAGGAGACGGAGGAGUCGGUGGAGAAGGAGCAGUUCCUCACAGAGAAGCUCCACAUUCCCAUGCAGUGGAUCCACGAGGCCAAAGCCACACGAGCCUGCAGUACCGGAGACAAACACAAGGAGGCGAUGCACCUCUACAGAGCCGGACAUUGGAACCACUGCCACCGCCUGGUCAUCCAGCACCUGGCCUCAGACUGCAUCAUUAAUGAAAGACACGGCUACCUGCUGGAGUUCCUGGAGGGACUGGCCGAUCCCGAACGCUGCGCUCAGGUGCAGGACUGGGACAGAGCUGGAAAGCUUUACCUGGACUACAUUCACGUCAUCCAGACGCUACAGACCAUUCAACAGAUGGAGGGAUCAGAGUACGAGCUGGAGCAAUUGCAGACAGAAGUGACGUCACUGUGCAGUAGGAUAGAGCUCCUCCCCUGUUUCACAGCCAAGGACCGCCUCGCCCAAUCAGAGAUGGCCAAGCGUGUGGCAAACAUCCUGCGUGUGGUGUUGAGUCUGCAGCAGGGGGCGGAGGGUACCCCAGACCCUCUCCAAAUCCCGCUCUGUCACCUGGCCCCCCACAUCGGCCGCCUGCCCAUGCCGGAGGACUACGCUCUGGAAGAGCUCCGCAGCCUCACCCAGUCUUACCUGCGCCAGUACAUCACCAGUCACUGAGUCCGCCGGAGCCCAGGGCCCCCCGGGGGCCUCAAAACCCCGGGGGCGUGCGCAGUCGGGCCCUGCUGUGUGUUUCAGUGUUUCACAGCCUCCCUGGUUCUGCUGUCAUAGGCUGCUGUCCAACCCUGGUUUAAGUCCAGUCCUCCGCUCAAAGCAUUCCUUUGUCUGUCCCUGUGUG